Molecule: messenger RNA, 1305 nt
Organism: Theobroma cacao (cacao)
Lineage: Eukaryota; Viridiplantae; Streptophyta; Magnoliopsida; Malvales; Malvaceae
Product: putative 4-hydroxy-4-methyl-2-oxoglutarate aldolase 3
Biological process (GO): regulation of RNA metabolic process
Molecular function (GO): protein binding; ribonuclease inhibitor activity
Source: RefSeq, a predicted model, not a curated record
AAGCAGGGCGGGGCGGAGGGGAUGGAGCAACCGUAUAACAUCUCGUCCCGCCUAUCAAACGGAAGAAAGACCACCCCGUGCUGGACAGAUCGGUACGGAAUUCCUGAAAAGGCUCGUGUUUUACCAUUGCUAGCCAAGAUAAAACGAGACAUCGAGCUUUCCUCUCUAAAACUCGCCGAUUUAACCUGCUCCGUUACCUGAUUCAGCUCUGACUCGGUCCCCAAUUCAAACAAAAAGGAAAAAUGCAAAACGCUGGCAAACUCGCUAUGGUUUUAGGAACCCGAACAGUUCUUCUCAAUUCAUAUCACCGAUUCCUCUCCUCCUUCACUCAAAUCAACUCAUCUCCCCUCUCUUCUCUUCAAUGCCAACUUCACACCGACGCUUCCUCAGGGAUGUGGAGAGGCAGUAAUUUUCCAAUGCAACAGCAUCUUGUUCAAUCGACGAUGUCAAGGACAUAUUUUCCUACGGAAGCGGGAACUCCGAAUGCCAAUCAUGCCGAAAUCUUGAUUACUGUUGGAUAGCUGUCCCUGCAGGAAGACGUAUGGCUGCCAUUUCCACUGCUGAUGCUUGUGAUUCAAAUGCAGCACUUUUGUUGAGUGGUAGCCUGCGUGCUCUAGAACCAAUCUUCAAGAUCUAUGGCCAGUGUCGCGCAUUCUCAGGACCCAUUGUAACCCUUAAGGUUUUUGAGGACAAUGUGUUGGUCAGGCAGCCUCUUGAAACCAGAGGUGAAGGAAGAGUGUUGGUUAUAGAUGGCGGGGGAAGCACAAGAUGUGCUUUGGUCGGAGGGAAUUUGGUACAGUCAGCUCAAAACAUGGGGUGGGCUGGUAUUGUUGUGAAUGGCUGUGUGAGAGACGUGGAUGAGAUUAAUGCAUGUGAUAUAGGGGUUCGAGCACUGGGAUCUAAUCCCUCGAAAUCAAACAAGAAGGCUGUUGGUGACAAGCAUGUCCUGAUUCGCAUUGCAGGAACCUUGAUCCAUGAUGGGGAAUGGCUGUAUGCUGAUAGCGAUGGCAUUCUUAUCUCGAAAACAGAACUAUCUGUCUAAUGCAGCAGUUACCGAGCCAAUAAGGGGAUGGAGUUCUUAGUCACUGGCAUCAUCCUAAUUGUCAGUCGGAUAGGAAGAUUUUCUUGUUUAAGCAUAUUUUAACUUUGGGAUAAAAAUACAGUUGUGUAUUCUUGAAAGAUGAAUGUGCAAGGUUAAUUGAAGUUUGAGUUCUUGAUUACUUUGCUGCUAAGGUUUCAAGUUUCCCUUAUUGUGACAGAGAUUAUGCAAAAUAAAUGGAAAGUAUAAUACUCCCUUUUCUUUUC